AUGGAGGGUAAAGAGGGCAGGUUGCGGAGGAAUAGUAGGGAAUCGAGGCUGUCACGCCGGCAGAAGCUGGUGCUGGCUGCCGUGGCCGCCGUGUUGAUCAUCGUCCUGAUUGUCGGCCUCAGCCUCGGCCUCGGUCUGAGGAACCGGGGCGGCGGCGGCGGAGACGACGAUUCACUACCACCGGCUCCUCAACCCACCGCCAUCUGGCAGCCCAAGGUCAACACGUCAUGGCAGAUCAUCCUCAACGCGAAGCUCGACAUUGACCCCAACAACCCUGCUGUCGAACCCGACGUGGACGUGUACGACAUUGACAUGUUCAUGCACCAAAACUCGCGCGCCGUAUCGAGUCUACACAAGCUCAACAAGAAGGUCAUCUGCUACUUCAGCGCCGGGUCCUACGAGAAGAACCGUCCUGACUCGUCCAAGUUCCCCGAGGAGGACAUCGGCCUUGUCCUGGACGGGUGGCCGGACGAGAGAUGGCUCAACAUCAGCAGCCCGGCGAUCAGGGAGAUCAUGGUCGGCCGCAUCGAAAUCGCCAGCAGGAUGGGCUGCGACGCUGUCGAUCCUGACAAUGAUUCCGUCUCCUUCAUGACCUUCCUCGCCGACGAGGCUCACAAGCGCAACAUGGCCAUCGGCCUCAAGAACGCCGGCGACAUUGUCAAAACGAUGCUGCCGCGGAUGCAGUUUGCCGUCAACGAGGAGUGCGCCGAGUUCAACGACUGCAGGACCUUCUCUCAGUUUGUCGACGCGGGCAAGCCCGUGUUCCACAUUGAGUACCCCGAAGGAGCUCCGUUCAACACCAACGCCGAGCAAAAGCAGGCGUACUGCAACGCCCCAGGCGCGAAUGGGUUCAGCACCAUUCUCAAGGGGAUGAACCUCAAUUUUGGGGCUGAGUACUGCGAUGGAAGGCAGGUGAGGACAAAGGUGCUGCGGCGGUUUUCCUCUGGCCGAUAA
This is a messenger RNA of Podospora anserina S mat+, 954 nucleotides long. RefSeq lists its product as uncharacterized. The transcript has 2 exons. The record is from RefSeq and is a predicted model, not a curated record. Bases 1 to 954 code for a protein of 317 amino acids. Lineage: Eukaryota; Fungi; Ascomycota; Sordariomycetes; Sordariales; Podosporaceae.